Molecule: messenger RNA, 324 nt
Organism: Prorocentrum cordatum
Lineage: Eukaryota; Dinophyceae; Prorocentrales; Prorocentraceae
Source: the annotation of a GenBank genome assembly
AUGGCAUCGGGCCGUUCAUCCGCUGCUUCGACGCGUGGUUUGACCUUGUGUUCGACGCUUCCCUGUCCUCGGAGUGCGACCCGACCGUCGAGGAUACCGCUGCACAUGAUGAUCCUGCUGCUGGUGGCGAACCAGUCCACGACGACGCCGCCGAGCGUGGCGAACAACCUGUUCUCGCAGCACAUCCUGCCCAUCGUCCUGGCGAUCCUGAUGCUGCCGCUCGCGGCGCUCGACCCCUACACGAUGCACAUGCCGAUGCGGCCGCUGUUGGUGUGCCAGGGCACGAUGACGCUGCCGCUGGUGCCAAACGGCUUGUUCUCGUAG